AUGUCGGACCAGGCUCGGGUUUCGUACAUGACCAAGGAGCAGCUAGAAACCUACCUCUCCGACCUCCGCUCCAACCGCCCUCAACGCCCCAUCGGCGCGCGCCCCCUCUCCACCACCAAAGCCCGCUGGACGCCCCAGAGCUCCGUCAGCCUCCUCGACGCCGCCCCCUCGCUCAACGAACCGCGCCUGCACCCCUCCCCGCCGCGUCCCGCACUCCAGAAAGCCGCGUCCUCCCCCGACGGCGCCGCCGCAAAGACAACAGACGACGCCGUGGGCAAACGCGACAGCUGGCUCCUGAGACGCAAUUCACACAAGCGCAGCCAGACGUUCUCGGCACCCUCGAUUGCGUCAUCGAUACUACCAAGGUCGUCGACGCCGACGCGCAUCACACGGACACGCUCCCGCGCCGCGACGGCGUCCGUCCCGCCGGCGGCUACGCCGCCGUUCGCACCCCCGGAGACUACAGAGGCGGAGCGCGAGGCCGGAUGGGACGGGAAGGACCUGCAGGAGGGCCGCAUGGGCGAUACGCCGCCGAAGAAGCUGUUCUCCACGGACUCAGCAACAGCAGCGGACUCGGCGUCGACAACGACGACGACGACAAAGCGCGGCAACUCGCUGAAGAAGCAGGGCUCCUUCAGCUUCCGCGAGUUCUCCAAGUUCGGCACCCGCCACGAGCGGACGGGGUCGUCGGGGUCUGCGUCAACGUCGUCGUCGUCUUCGUCUUCGGGUGGUGGUAUCGCGAAGAAGACGGUGUCGUGGGCGCUGCCGUCGCUGUCGCGGCCGAGCUCGCCGAGCCCCGUGGUCAUGCCCCCGACGCAUCCGCCGCCAAAGUCCGCGUCGACGAGGAUUGAGGAGGAGUUGACGUCCCAUUUUAGGUCGUUGCCGCCGGCGCCGAUGCCGUAUGUGGCGCCGCUGAGGAUCAACAAGUCGCCGAGUCAGCGGUCGACGCCGUUGGGGAGGUCGGAGUCCGCGGCGAAGUUGCCAAUUGUGCCGGAGGCGGCGGCGGCGACGCCGCCGACGAGGAAGGAGUCGUCGGUGAGGACUGCACCGAUCUUUUCGGCGCCGGGGAGGCGCGCGUAUAUUGAUCCGCAUAAGAAGGAGCCGACGCAGCAUAAUAAGGUCAAGUACACGACGAACCCGGUGCCGUUGCCGUCGCCGCCAAUGUCGGGGUCGGAGGAAGAGGAUGCGGAGGCAGAGGCGCUGAAGGAGCUUGGGAGAAGGCCAUUGCCGAAAGCUGGGAAUGGCAGCAGUGAGAACGUGGCUGCCAUUACGGGUGGUAUUGAACGGAUUGGGGGUCUGGGUAGUAGGAGCGGUGGUGGUGUUGGGUUUGGGAGGAACGAUACAGACGCACGGAAAAACAGGUCGCGGUACGGAGCACAGGUGCAGCCGCAGUCUGCCGCCCCGAUUAUUGGGCUUGUCACGAUGCCGACGCCGCCGCCGACAGCGUCCAGCUCAACGUCGAACAAAAUGCCCCCCGUGCCGUCCAUCUGCGUGCCGGACAAAGACGACAGCCCACGAGUCCCGGUGCCAAUCCCCAGCUUUAACUUCCCCGACGAGGACCCCACCCCCGUCGCAAAACCAAAGCAGCCAUCACAACCACCCCCAUCAAUCCCCAUGAUCUCGCUCCCGGACGAAGCGCCCAGCGGCGCCCCCGCCCGCGACCCCACCGGCCCCAGCGCCUCGCGCCGCCCCCUCCCCAUCCCCCGCGGCUCCGCAAAGGGCCCCGCAUCAGCCUACAGCGGCAGCAACAGCAGCGGCUACGUCAACUCGCGCGGCCCCACGGCGUCGUGCGCAUACUGCCGCACGCCCAUCGAGGGCCGCGUGGUGUCGGCGUCGUCGAUACGGUUCCAUCCCGAGUGCUUCAGAUGCGACCAUUGCCAUACGACGCUGGAGCAUGUGGGCUUCUUUCCGGAGCCGGAGGAGAGCAGGAAGAGGAGGGUGGAGGUGGAGGGGGAGAAGGGGGGCAAGGUGAGGUUUUAUUGCCAUUUGGACUUUCAUGAGCUGUUUUCGCCGAGGUGUAGGAGCUGUAAGACGCCGAUUGAGGGGGAGGUGGUCGUGGCGUGUGGCGGGACGUGGCAUGCGGGGCAUUUUUUCUGCGCGGAGUGUGGGGAUCCGUUUAAUUCCGAGUCGCGAUUCGUCGAGAAGGACGGGUAUGCGUGGUGCGUGGGGUGCUACCAGAAUAGGUAUAGUGGCAAGUGCAAGAAGUGCAAGAAGCCCGUCACGGAGACGGUGGUGAAGGCGCUGGGCGGCGAGUGGCAUGAGGAGUGUUUUUGCUGCACGGAGUGUGGAAAUGGCUUCGAUGAUGGGCGCUUCUUUAUCAGGGGCAAGGGAGGUAAUGAGAUACCGGUGUGUGUGGGGUGUGAGGAGAGGAGGUUGAAGAGAUGA
This is a messenger RNA of Morchella sextelata, 2385 nucleotides long. RefSeq lists its product as uncharacterized. Gene Ontology annotation, molecular function: transcription coregulator activity. The coding region runs from base 1 to 2385 and encodes 794 amino acids. NCBI's taxonomy places the organism in Eukaryota, Fungi, Ascomycota, Pezizomycetes, Pezizales, Morchellaceae. The record is from RefSeq and is a predicted model, not a curated record. The transcript has 4 exons. Gene Ontology annotation, cellular component: nucleus; Z disc.